AUGACCAUCUCUGACUCGACACAGUCUUCCGCCGCCUACGGAGUCUUGUACAAGCCUUCGCAGACCGCGUCGUUCGCGUCUGUUGACGAUCUGCGCCUGGAGCAGCGAGGUAUCAAGUAUGUCCGCGUCCAAUGGGUCGACUUCACCAAUCUCGUCCGAUUCCGUGUCCUACCCGUAUCUUACUUUAAGAGACUCUUCACUUCGUCCCGUCCCGGGAUCGGUCUCGCAUACGCGACACUCGGUAUGGUCGGGGCCAUGAUGGCGCCCGGAUUCUUGGGGACGGGAGAGUAUAUCUACUCUCUUGAUCUCAGUAGCUUCCGCGUAUGCCCCUAUGCCCCAGGCCAUGCGGUCGUCAUGGGCUGGUUCGAGGAGAAGACGCCCUCUCCUUCAGGAAGCCUCUCUUCCCCGCUGUGUCCGCGGGCGGUGUUGAAGAGGAUUGUCGACGAGGCUCAGGAGACGGCUGGCUUGACAUUCCUAGCCGGAUUUGAGUCAGAGUUCAUUCUGCUCAGCGCAAUCUCGCCCAAGCCGGUCGAGGUGAACAACGCAGCCUGGUCAUGCUCUGCGAAGCACCCAACUGGCGCAGUGGAGACGAAAGUCAUGGAGGAGAUUGCCGAUGCGCUCUUAGAGGCAGGCAUUGAGCUGCAGAUGUACCACGCAGAGGCCGCCCCGGGUCAAUAUGAGGUCGUGACUGGACCCUUGACUCCACUCGAGGCGGCAGAUGCUAUCGUGCACACGCGUGAGACCAUCUAUAACAUUGCGAGCAAACAUGGGCUGCGUGCUACGUUUGCCCCGCGUCUGCACAGUGACAACUGCGGCAGUGGCGCACACACGCACCUCUCCGUACACUCUGCCAAAGCCGACGGGCCCUCGGCUCGCGCCACCAAGUUCGGGCCAGCGAUGAGCGCGACCGAGCGCGCCUUCCUGCAGACGCUGCUCGCACACCUCCCGGCACUGUGCGCGCUCAUCCUACCGACGUACGCGUCGUACGCCCGCGUCGUCGACGGGAUAUGGUCAGGCGGCACGUACGCAUGCUGGGGCACCGACAACAAGGACGCGCCCGUGCGGCUGUGCGGGCCAGCAGGUGCACACCACUUUGAGCUGAAGUGCGUCGACGCGACGGCGAACCCGUACCUCGUCCUCGCGAGCGUGAUCGCCGCGGGGCUGGAAGGCGUGCGCGAUGGCGCGGAGCUGACGUCGGGCGACUGCACGAAGCCGGCCGCGUUCAUGAGCGAGGAGGAGCGUCGCGCGGUGGGGCUGGCGAACCCGGGGCGGCUGCCGCGGACGGUGGAGGAUGCGCGGACGCUGUUGGCUGCAGACGGAUACUUGAAGGAGAAGCUUGGGGAGGAGUUCGUGGAGAAAUAUAUUUCUGUGAACGAGUUCUUCCAGACGUACUUGACGUCUGCGGGCACUGAGGAGGAAGAGGUUACGCGCCUCAUUGAACAUUUCUGA
Molecule: messenger RNA, 1449 nt
Organism: Postia placenta MAD-698-R-SB12
Lineage: Eukaryota; Fungi; Basidiomycota; Agaricomycetes; Polyporales; Adustoporiaceae
Exons: 5
Coding region: 1-1449 (482 amino acids)
Molecular function (GO): glutamine synthetase activity
Source: RefSeq, a predicted model, not a curated record